UACGGCAGCCUGAUAUACAUAUGUUCUCAAAUUGCGUCUGGAAUGAAGUACCUGGAAGAGGAGAGUAUCAUACAUGCUGAUCUUGCUGCGAGAAAUUGUAUUGUAGGGAAGAAAUUGAAGGUGAAAAUAAGCGAUUUGGGCGGCUGGCGUAGUGGUGGUUGCUACAGUAGCGACUACAUUCAAGUUGUCAAUCAUCCGGAUCCUCUGCCAGUCAGAUGGAUUGCUUGGGAAGCGCUGGUUCUGAAUCGCUACACCAGCAAAAGCGACGUCUGGUCGCUGGCCACAACUUUUUGGGAGGUCAUGAACCUAGGUCGACAGAGACCCCUGGCAAACAUGUCCGACCAGCAAAUUGUGGAAAACCUGCAGUUAUACGCUGAUGGGGGCGUUCGGGGGUUUUUAUUGCCCCCUAAACCAAAAUCUUGCCCGAGAGAAAUGUACGAUUUGAUGAGGGAGUGUUGGAAUGCUGAUGUGGCGUUGAGACCAUCAUUCAAAGAGAUUCACAUGUUUCUCAUGGGGAAGAAUCAAGGUCGGUUAGAAUGCAUGAAUGAAUGA
Helobdella robusta is the source of this 552-nucleotide messenger RNA. RefSeq lists its product as hypothetical. NCBI's taxonomy places the organism in Eukaryota, Metazoa, Annelida, Clitellata, Rhynchobdellida, Glossiphoniidae. Gene Ontology annotation, cellular component: signaling receptor complex. The annotation marks the transcript as partial. The record is from RefSeq and is a predicted model, not a curated record. Gene Ontology annotation, molecular function: collagen binding; protein tyrosine kinase collagen receptor activity; ATP binding. The transcript has 4 exons. Gene Ontology annotation, biological process: positive regulation of kinase activity; cell surface receptor protein tyrosine kinase signaling pathway; protein phosphorylation.